Messenger RNA from Nerophis lumbriciformis (worm pipefish), 1350 nucleotides. It is a transcript of the gene zbbx, whose product is annotated as zinc finger, B-box domain containing. Lineage: Eukaryota; Metazoa; Chordata; Actinopteri; Syngnathiformes; Syngnathidae. The record is from RefSeq and is a predicted model, not a curated record.
AUGGAAACGCUUGCUAACACUGCCGGUAGAUUGCGUCCAGGAAACGACAAACUACGACCGUUUAUUCCUCUCGUAUUGGGAAACAAACGCUCUAAUAACACACACGUUGAAUUAGGUAGUCUACCAGCCUGGGUCACAACCGUCAGAAAAAGCCCUUUUGUGAAACAACACAGGAAGAAUACCCGUGCGCCCAACUCAAGAAUAGACAUGAAUCCAAAUGAAUUUGUGGGGCAUCCCAGCAGUAAAUCCAAAUCAUUACAAUUCAGUGCCAGGAACCCUCAAGGCCUGCAGACAGAGAGUGUGACUCUGGCCCAGCAGGGCAACGUGAUGGAAGACAUGCUGCAAAAGCUGAAAGAAAGCAUGAAAAAGGAGAAAGGCGAGAGGGGGCAUCCAGGAAUUCUUCAGUGGAAGGCAGGACAAUCAAUAAACAGCUGUGCUCCAAUGCCCAACCCUAAGAAACCACAAAAGCAGCUGUCAGCAGGCAAGGUGAAGAUUCGUGUGCUGAAGGAUGAACCUUUAACAGCUCCACCUCAUCUACCCUUGUGUGAAACCUGCUGCUGUCCUCAGCCACCAAGACAAAACAAGAUGAGGGGACCAAACUUUGGACAAGGUGAUGCGGCAACUGAUAGACAGAUGUUUGCUGGGGAUUGUGGACAAGACAGAAGGGCGGCGAUGACUAAGAAGGAACAGAAUGUUCAAAAGUCUUUUCAAGAUUCCCUUCUUGGUGGAGACUAUGAUGAGGAGGAGUCUGCGAGAUCUUUCCAAGAAGCUCUCAAACAGUGGCGACAAGAGAGAAGUGUUGGUCCCGAAGAACAAGCAACUAUGUGGACACAAACAGCAUCAAAGUCAGGUGUAGCUACUCAGACCGGCUUUCCUCCAGAGCGAGACCAUGAAAGACGAGGCGCAGGAUGGGGAAAUGGCAAGGUGCCGAUCAAGGUGGAGUUCCAUGAGAGCAGACUCACCUACAUGGACAGGUUGCUUCUCAAAAAGCACCGCAGGUCUACCGGAGCUCAGCGUGAUAAGUGUAAUGACCGUAGAUCGACCAAUGACUGCAUGAGCAGAGACUGAGAUGCCAGGCAGGAACAGAAUAGGCCGGUAUGUGUAUAUUCAGAGAGCAUGCAAGAAGAAAUGUGAGUCUCAGAAGAAUAUAUGCCAACUCAGGUGAUGAAAGGAAUGACUCUAAAAUUGAGACGUUUGACAUGAUUCCUAAACAGAUUGUGUGAUUAAUGUUAUCAUCUAUGUAAAUGCAGCCUUUACCUCACAAACAUUAUUUAAAAUAAAUCUUACAAUAGUUAAAUAUUUGAUCUAACGUGUGCCAUUAUUUUACCAUUGCUUUUUACUAAAUGCAGA